Messenger RNA from Perkinsus marinus ATCC 50983, 909 nucleotides. RefSeq lists its product as hypothetical. The record is from RefSeq and is a predicted model, not a curated record. The coding region runs from base 1 to 909 and encodes 302 amino acids. Lineage: Eukaryota; Perkinsozoa; Perkinsida; Perkinsidae. The transcript has 6 exons.
AUGGCGGAGCGAAGCGAUCGGAAAGAGGGUGAUGGAAGCAGGGAUAGGGGUAGUGUAAAACGGAGGAGGAUAGCAUUGCAAGGGGACAUUGAAAGCCCCUUGCAUGCGGGCCGGCGAGGGUCGAAGCCGAUGGAAAUAGAGCUGGACGAUAAUGUGGAGGAGUUUCACGUUCCGAAGUGGACGGGAGAGGCCUUUGAGGGUAGUCAAGAGAGGCAUGGUGGUAGUGUUGAUGAUGGAGGGCCGGAGGGCAGGGGCGCAGAGGGAGAUGGGGAAGUAGUCAAUUUAGUGGCGAGUGACGAUCUUACUAAGGAGUCUGGCGUCUCGAACGGAGGCCCAGCUGAGCAGCCUGGCACGCCGAAACUGCAGUUUGAUACGUCGAAGCCUCUGAAGCCGGAGCUGGUCCUAGCGGCAUCGGUAUUGCCUCCUGCGGUACCCAACUCGGUUUACCGUGCAAGAGUUCGUACGAGUGUUGUGAAGGCAGUGAAGGCUCCUCUAGUUGAUAUCAUAGGCGACGAGUGUACAGACAUGCGGAAGGUGGAGGUGGCGUUGAAAAGGUUCGUGGACAAGAAGGGUCUGUGGUGGGAUUGGAAUUACGGGAAGAAGUCUAAGCGGGAGACUGGCGGUGGAUAUGUCAGGGUGGACCUGGACCCUCAGUUGAGGCAGAUCUGCAUGUGUACUCUCGCCUCUCUGAAGGAGGUCUUGUUCCACGCUCGGAGGUAUAUAGAGAUUGAUGAGACUCAGACCAUUGAGGUUGAUGAUGAGGACGGCGUUGAGGAGAGCGGCUCUGCAGUGGUAGUGGAAGAGCCGAUACCCCUGAAGAUCGAGGGGGUUGGAAGCGGGGGGCAGGGGGCUCUGGUGGAAAGAAAUGGAGAGGAGGGAAUAUGGAUUGGCGAACCUGAUAUCUUCUAA